This is a messenger RNA of Acomys russatus (golden spiny mouse), 930 nucleotides long. RefSeq names its product putative vomeronasal receptor-like protein 4. The record is from RefSeq and is a predicted model, not a curated record. The transcript has a single exon. Lineage: Eukaryota; Metazoa; Chordata; Mammalia; Rodentia; Muridae. Bases 1 to 930 code for a protein of 309 amino acids. Gene Ontology annotation, molecular function: pheromone receptor activity. Gene Ontology annotation, biological process: G protein-coupled receptor signaling pathway. Gene Ontology annotation, cellular component: membrane.
AUGGUUUUGGACCCUGUCAAGGGCACAGUCUUCCUCUGUCUCACUGGCCUUGGCAUUGUGGGAAACAUUUUAGUUUUUGUUAGCUACAUGCACAUAUUUGUGAGCACCGAGGAGAAGAAGCCAAUCCACCUCAUCCUUGCUCACUUGGCACUUACAAACAUCAUAAUGCUGCUUUCAAAGGGUAUGCCAAAGACAAUAGAAGCCUUUAAUUUUGGAAACUUCUUAGAUGACACCAGUUGUAAAGUUGUUGUUUACCUGGCAAGAGUGUCCUGGGGCCUUUCAAUCUGCACCAGUAGUCUCCUCACCGUGGUCCAGGCCAUCACCAUCAGUCCCAGACACUCCAUGUGGCAGAGGCUCAACCUGAAGACUCCACAGAACGUUCUGUCCUCACUACUCUUCUUGUGGAUACUCAAUUCUUUGAUCAGCGUGAACUUAACAUAUUAUAUUAAAAACAUCAAUAGUGUGAACAUAACACUGGUUAGGAAAAGGGGCAACUAUUGCUAUUUUCUGCCUGAAAGCUGGAUAACAAGAUGUAUUUUUCUCAUCUUAAUGAUCCUGAGAGACGCAGUGUUCCAGGGCGCCAUGGGAGGGGCCAGUGGCUACAUGGUGUUUCUUCUCCACAAGCACCACCAGCAUGUCCUCUACCUUCAGAACUCCAAGCUUCUCUACAGAACUCCCCCUGAGCUGAGAGCUGCUCAAAGUGUCCUCAUUUUGAUGGUGUGUUUUCUUUUCUUUUACUGGGCAGAUUGUUUUAUUUGUUUAUACUUUACUUUUUUCAUAGAUGAUUCUUCCACAGUAUUAUAUAUUCCAGAGUUCCUAACCAUUGGUUAUGCAGUUCUCAGUCCCUUUAUGCUGAUUCACAGAAAUGGACACCUGACUAGAUGCUGCUAUACUCAUGAGACAGAUCAGGCAUUGAUACACGUCCAUUGA